AUGGAAGAGGUAGACUUCUCAACACUCAUUGGCGAUCUUUCCUUGGAGGAAAAGAUCAGCCUGCUCUCUGGCCGAGAUUUUGUUUCCACUUCGGGAGUGCCCCGCGUUGGCAUCCCACCCUUGAAGACUGUUGACUCCGUCAAUGGAAUCAGGCCAACUGACUUUCACGGUCAACUCUCCACAGCCUGCUUCCCCAACACAACCUGCCUGGCGUCCACAUGGAACGCCGAGCUAUUGGAGCGCCUGGGACAGCAAAUAGCCCAACAGGCCAAGUUCAAGCAUGCUCAAGUUGUGCUGGGGCCGACCAUCAACAUCCACCGAGAUCCUCGUGGCGGUCGCAACUUUGAGUGCCUCAGUGAAGAUCCCCUGCUGUCUGGCCAUCUUGGUGCUGCCAUUGUCAAUGGCAUUCAGAGCCAGGGCGUCGGAGCAUGCCCCAAGCAUUUCGUCUGCAACGACUCGGAGACGUUUCGGCAUUAUUACAACGUCGGCGCAUCUCCAGACGGUCGACCGCUGCGGGAGAUUUACUUGGCUGCGUGGCAACAGCUCAUCAAGAAGUCCAACCCCGUCGGUGUUAUGGCUGCUUACAACAAGGUAAACGGCACCUACUGCUCAGAGAAUAGCGACCUUAUUGAGAAGAUCCUCCGAAGGGAGUGGGGUUUUGAUGGCGCCGUCAUGUCGGACUGGUUCGGAACUCGCUCAACUGUCCAGUCGAUUGAAGCUGGACUGGAUCUGGAGAUGCCGUUUCCCUUUUUCCGGGCCGGAAAGCUUGCGAAGGCUGUCCAAAGCGGUGAGGUCAGCGAGAAGACCAUUGACGCUCGUGUGGAAAAGGUGCUCCAGAUGCGCAAUAGGACACGCCCUUCGCAUGGAGAGGGCCCAGAGACAUCAAAGAUUACUGAGGAGAGCAACGCGAUUGCGCGAGACCUCGCAUCAGAAGGCAUUGUCCUGCUCAAAAACUCCAACAACACCCUACCUUUCAGCAUCUCCGAUUCUCCAACGAUCGCAGUUAUUGGAGAGUACGGACAGCGUCCCAUCUUGACAGGUGGUGGCAGCGCAUCUUGCGAGCCCCAGUACCGCCAAGUUCCCCAUGAACUGUUGCGAAAGGCCCACCCGAAUCCUGAUAAUGUGCAGUAUGCCUCUGGCGUACGCACCCGUGUCAUUGUCCCAGUGGCUGAGUCCGGAAUUCUCACAGCCAAGAACGGUAAGAAGGGCGUCGAUGUGUCGUAUUUCAACGACGACUCAACCGAGCCUCUGAUCACCGAGGUUUUGGACGAAGCCACCAUUUUUAUGCUCGGGAAAUACAAGCCAGGUCUGAAGAUUCCAGAAUCUCAUCUGGAGAUGUCAACGACGCUCAUCCCGAAAACUACUGGAACACAUCUCCUUGCCGUUCGACAUUCAGGUGCCUUUUCCCUAAAGGUCGGCGACGUCGAAGUGCUCUCUGGCCCAACACCUGAUAUUACUACAGAGCAGUUCUUGUUCCGCCCUAUUAAAUAUGAGACACGAAUUGAGAUGCCGAUGGAAGCAGGAAAGGCAUACCAAAUGCAUCUUACAAUGAAGUCGCGCGAGCUUAUGAUCGGCGAACCCACCCCUUACGGCGCAACGCUGUGUUUUGAGGAACAAUACUCGGAAGAGGGUGCGAUUGCUGAAGCGGUGGAGAUCGCGUCUAAGGCCGACAUUAGUCUCAUUUACGUCGGCCGCAACCAGCAACACGAAUCGGAAGGCUUCGACAUGGACGGCAUCAUGCUACCAGACAACCAGACGGCGUUGAUCAAGGCGGUCACUGCGGCUUCGAAGAAGACUGUUGUUCUCCUGCAUUGCGGAAACCCUGUCGAUGUCAGCAGUUUCGAAGACAGCGUCGAUGCCAUCGUCAACAUGCACUUCCCCGGACAGGAGGGGCCAGGAGCAGUAGUCGACAUCCUGACGGGCAAGAUCAAUCCCAGCGGACGUUUGCCGACGACCUGGUUCAAGACGCUGGAGGAUUGGCCCAGCUAUGGUAACUUCCCGUCUCAGAAGAAGGAGAACGGAGACAUUGAGAUUAGAUACGCCGAGGGUCUCGCUGUUGGAUACCGAGCACCAGAUCGACAAAGCCAGAUUCGAUGGCCAUUCGGAUACGGUCUAUCCUAUACCUCGUUCGGUUACGAAGAUUUGCAGGUCACGGUCAACAAGUCUUCAUCACCAGCGAAACUUACCGCCACCGUCCGCGUGACGAAUACGGGACAAGUCUCGGGCAAAGAGGUCGUUCAGGCGUAUGUCUGCCCUGCAAAGACCACUCAGGUCUGGCGGCCACAGCGAGAAUUGAAGGGCUUCGCCAAGACUUUGCUGGAGCCUGGCGAGUCGCGGGUAGUUACUAUAGAAAUGGACCUGGAUACUGCCUGCAGCUACUGGGAUGAGGUUGAGAAGGUGUGGAAACUGGAAUCUGGCGAGUACAAAUUAGAGGCCGGUACUUGCAGUGCAGCCUUUGUUGUGUAG
Ilyonectria robusta is the source of this 2466-nucleotide messenger RNA. Its product is annotated as glycoside hydrolase superfamily. Gene Ontology annotation, biological process: glucan catabolic process. Gene Ontology annotation, molecular function: beta-glucosidase activity. NCBI's taxonomy places the organism in Eukaryota, Fungi, Ascomycota, Sordariomycetes, Hypocreales, Nectriaceae. The record is from RefSeq and is a predicted model, not a curated record. The coding region runs from base 1 to 2466 and encodes 821 amino acids. The transcript is spliced from 3 exons.